UCGGACACAUCAUCAACCAAGCUUGUUUCUGGAAAGAAAGGAGCUCAAGAGCAUAGAGAAGAUGUCAGAGCUGGAAACAGCCAUGGGAAUGCUCAUUGAUGUCUUUGAUCGGUACUCAGGAACUGAAGGCAAUAAGGAGACUCUGACGAAAGGGGAAUUAAAGACACUCAUGGAGAAAGAGUUCCCAAACUUUGUUAAGAAUGGGAAGAAUAAUGAGGUAGUUGAGAAACUAUUCAAGAAUCUGGAUGACAAUGGGGAUUCUGAAGUGGACUUCAAUGAGUUCAUCGUCUUUGUGGCUGCCCUGACUUCUGCCUGUCAUAAAUACUGUCACCAGCAAGGAUCCAAGUGAUGCUAAAGGAGCCAACCACAGAUGACAGAAUCUUGCUGAGUGGAAUAAUGUGCCCUUUAAAAUUAAAAGGCUUUGUUUGAUAACAACCCCCA
Molecule: messenger RNA, 441 nt
Organism: Dromiciops gliroides (monito del monte)
Lineage: Eukaryota; Metazoa; Chordata; Mammalia; Microbiotheria; Microbiotheriidae
Gene: S100P
Product: S100 calcium binding protein P
Exons: 2
Coding region: 62-349 (95 amino acids)
Biological process (GO): endothelial cell migration
Cellular component (GO): cytoplasm; extracellular exosome
Molecular function (GO): transition metal ion binding; calcium ion binding
Source: RefSeq, a predicted model, not a curated record